Molecule: messenger RNA, 2166 nt
Organism: Indicator indicator
Lineage: Eukaryota; Metazoa; Chordata; Aves; Piciformes; Indicatoridae
Gene: FSHR
Product: follicle stimulating hormone receptor
Exons: 10
Coding region: 52-2166 (704 amino acids)
Biological process (GO): follicle-stimulating hormone signaling pathway; male gonad development
Cellular component (GO): membrane
Molecular function (GO): follicle-stimulating hormone receptor activity; G protein-coupled receptor activity
Source: RefSeq, a predicted model, not a curated record
UCAUCCACUCAGGGAGUUAGUCUGGGAGAUGUCUGCACUCCUCCCUUUGAGAUGAAAGAGAUGGGCACAGAUGUGAAGGCAGGGAUGUCUCCAGUCCUCCCUUGGCUGCUGGUUUUGCUGGUGGGCUGCUCAGGAUCCCAGCGCCACACCUGCCGCUGCACAGGCAGGGUCUUCAUUUGCCAGGAGAGCAAAGUCGUCCAGGUUCCCCGGGAAAUCCCCAGCAACACCACCGAACUGAGAUUUGUCCUCACCAAGAUGAGAGUCAUACCAAAAGGAGCUUUUGCAGGACUUGGUGACCUGGAGAAAAUAGAGAUCUCACAGAACGAUGCCUUGGAGGUCAUAGAAGCAAAUGUGUUUUCCAGCCUUCCCAAACUGCAUGAAAUAAGAAUUGAGAAGGCCAACAACCUCGUGUACAUUGAUCAAGAUGCCUUCCAACACCUUCCAAGCCUCAGAUAUUUGCUAAUAUCAAACACUGGCCUUCGUUUUUUACCUGUCCUCCAUAAGGUGCACUCUUUCCAGAAGGUUUUACUAGAUAUUCAAGACAAUAUCAACAUAUGUACCAUUGAAAGAAAUUCCUUCGUGGGCCUGAGUUCUGAAAGUGUGAUUCUGUGGCUGAAUAAAAAUGGGAUUCGGGAAAUUGAGAACCAUGCCUUCAAUGGAACCUACCUGGAUGAGCUAAACUUAAGCGAUAAUCAUAACCUAGAAAAAUUACCAAAUGAGGUCUUCCAUGGAGCCAACGGGCCUGUUGUUUUGGAUAUUUCAAGGACAAGAAUCAGUUUCCUGCCAAGUCAUGGAUUAGAACUCAUCAAGAAGCUAAGAGCAAGGUCUACAUCCAAUUUAAAAAAGCUUCCUGAUUUAAGCAAAUUUAGAUCUUUGAUUGAGGCCAACCUCACCUAUCCCAGCCACUGCUGUGCGUUUGCAAACUGGAAAAGACAAAACACCGAGUUGCAUCCGAUAUGUAGCAUAUCUCAGGCCAAGCGAGACCUCAGGGAGCAAGCUGGGAAUAGGCCACACAGGCAGUUUGCAGCUGAAGAUGACAUUUCCAGCUACGGCCUAGGAUCUGACCCAGCAGAGAACGAAUUUGACUACGGUCUAUGCAACGAGGUAGUCAAUGUAGCUUGCUCGCCUAAGCCCGACGCUUUCAAUCCGUGUGAAGACAUCAUGGGGUACAACAUCCUGAGAGUCCUGAUAUGGUUUAUCAGCAUUUUAGCCAUCACCGGGAACAUCGUUGUCCUCAUUAUUUUAAUCAGCAGCCAGUACAAGCUCACCGUGCCUCGCUUUCUGAUGUGCAACCUCGCUCUUGCCGACCUCUGCAUAGGGAUCUACCUCUUGUUCAUCGCCUCCGUCGAUAUCCAGACCAAAAGUCAGUAUUACAACUACGCCAUUGACUGGCAAACCGGGGCGGGAUGCAACGCUGCAGGGUUUUUUACGGUGUUUGCGAGCGAGCUCUCGGUCUACACCCUGACUGUGAUCACCCUGGAGAGGUGGCACACCAUCACCUACGCCAUGCAGCUGGACCGCAAGGUCCGCUUCCGCCACGCCGUCCUCAUCAUGGGUGUCGGCUGGGCGUUUGCUUUCACCGUGGCACUGCUGCCCAUCUUUGGAGUCAGCAGCUACAUGAAGGUCAGCAUUUGUUUGCCCAUGGAUAUAGAGACGCCGUUUUCUCAGGCUUACGUUAUCUUUCUGCUGGUGCUGAACGUGCUUGCCUUUGUGACUAUCUGUGCCUGCUACAUCUGCAUCUACUUCACCGUCAGAAACCCCAACGUCAUCGCUUCCAACAGCGACACCAAGAUCGCCAAGCGCAUGGCCGUACUCAUCUUCACGGAUUUCCUCUGCAUGGCACCGAUUUCUUUCUUUGCAAUAUCAGCCUCGCUGAAGGUGCCUCUCAUCACAGUGUCCAAAUCCAAGAUCCUUCUGGUUCUCUUCUACCCCAUUAAUUCCUGCGCUAACCCUUUCCUCUACGCCAUCUUCACCAAGACUUUCCGCAGGGAUUUCUUCAUCCUGCUGAGCAAGUUCGGUUGCUGUGAAAUGCAGGCCCAGAUGUACAGAACAGAGACCUCCUCGUCUGCUCAUAAUUUCCACACAAGAAAUGGCCAUUGCCCUCCUGCAUCAAAAAACAGCGAGGGCACUACGUAUACCUUGGUUCCUUUGAAUCAUUUGAACUGA